Molecule: messenger RNA, 1668 nt
Organism: Aedes aegypti (yellow fever mosquito)
Lineage: Eukaryota; Metazoa; Arthropoda; Insecta; Diptera; Culicidae
Exons: 2
Coding region: 518-1432 (304 amino acids)
Source: RefSeq, a predicted model, not a curated record
AGUAAAAUUCCAAAUUACAUUAUAAAUAUCUGAAUUCCUACCGACAUCCUAAAAUUCCUAGAAAAUAACAUAAUUCUGGAGCUCGAUUUGAAAAGGUCGUAAGUAACAAAAGUAAAUAAUUCAUGCUUAUUUCACCAUUCGAUAGAUUCUACUCAGCUUAAUAUGUGGUUAAAAAAUCAUUUUGAUACGAUAUUUCUUAAAAAAUAAAAUAAAAGUUAUCACUUCGACGAAAUUAACAAAAACUAAGAACAGUGAAAAUUUGUUCAUUCGUCCUAUUGCGUAUUAGGUCGAAAGUCGCAAAAAUGCCUAAUUCCGAAAAAACGUGUAUUCGACCUUUUGUCGCCAAAAGGUCCCAUGAGCGACAGCUGUCAAAAUAAAUGAAAAAAGUGGAUACGACGCUCGUGUAAUAUUGAUUUUAUUUCAUUAUACAUAUUGUUUAUCAAUAUUUUAACGUCUACACCAAGCCACACAAUCAACAAGACAAAAACAGCUUUGGUUCCGAAUAAGCUACUACACGAUGAACGUAAGCGUAAGACUGUCUGUACAUAUAACAUAUUUGUAUAACUAUUUGCAUUUACAGAUCACGAAGCCUUCGCAUCCAUUAUACCUUCUAGUAAUCCAUAUUUCAUUUUCAAACACAUCCGGAGAUAUGGUUCAAGAUGCGUCUUUCAUCAAUAUCGUCACUUCAACACCGAGCUCAACACCUCUUCCGGAACCUCGCCCGGAAUAUCAACAGACUACUUUCUCUGCUCUGGCCAACGAAUCAGCGACAACAAACAAAGAGUUUAUAUCGAAAAAACGAUUAUUUGAUUGUGAAGACAGUAAGCGAUUGUUCAAGGAAAAUGAUCUGGAAGAGAGAAGGCUGUACGAUUCGAGUAGCGAUUGUGACGAUUUUGAUUGGAAUUUGGAUAACGUAUCCGAUACAACAGACGGAAGCCACCAGGAAGGUGAUGCAUCUGAUUUAGCUGACCUUUCUAUUUACGAGUAUUUCCAAAAGUAUCAUACUCUUGAUGAUCUCGGCUCGGAGUAUUGCUUGGAGAAUGCCAAUAACGAAUCCACUGAACAAGUUAUCGUUGAAGGAGAGACAGCAACGCUUCCAGAACAUACGGGAAACACUCGGAGGAUCAACAUAAGUAUCCAAGUCGUCGACGAUAAGGUCAAAGAAUGUUUGGAACCAAUCAUCAGCAAGGCCGAAAUGCGAGCAACAAACAAAAGACGAAAGGAAAGAGGCUUGGAAUACACUCGGCCAGAUGGCGUAAUCGUACGAGCGAGAGAACUAAGACCUCCUUGUAAUUGUAAGCGUAAAUGCAGCGAAAAGUAUCCCGACUCCAUCCGCUCAAGGCUUUUAGAACAGUUAUCGAGUGUGAAGCUAUCCGGACAGAACCAGUUCUUGGCCAACCAUAUGGUGGUGUCCAAAACAGCAAUUCCAUAAAAAAGCAGGGCUGGUAGCAGGUCUCUUCGAAGAGACAUUGUCUCUAUUUUAAUGCAAGUCUCCUUAAAGUAUUUAAUUUUGAAUGAGAGCUUUAAUUUUAGAGAGUUUAGAGAGUUGACUGUUGUAAUAAACUUUGUUUUCGUUUACUUAUGGGUGGAUAUUCUACUUAACAGCUCGAAGAUUUAUUAUCAAAAACGUGUUUUCAAAUAUGUUAACUUUUUUGAAAGGGCCUACUA